Messenger RNA from Myzus persicae (green peach aphid), 1098 nucleotides. RefSeq names its product regucalcin-like. Gene Ontology annotation, biological process: L-ascorbic acid biosynthetic process. Gene Ontology annotation, molecular function: calcium ion binding; gluconolactonase activity. Lineage: Eukaryota; Metazoa; Arthropoda; Insecta; Hemiptera; Aphididae. The transcript has 6 exons. Bases 74 to 1063 code for a protein of 329 amino acids. The record is from RefSeq and is a predicted model, not a curated record.
AUAUUUUAAUUCUAAAGACGUUCCUAGUUAGAACAUAUUAUUAACCAACUUAUAGCAAACUUAUAGUUUAGAAAUGGAUUCGUGUUGCCCAAAAAAAUGCUCACCGUCGCCAUGUCAGAUGAACUGCAGCAUUCAACGAGUGUCUCCACCUAUGGAACUCGGAGAAGGCCCGCAUUGGAAUCCAUUGACUCAGAGCUUAUAUUUUGUAGACGUACACAGGAGAAAAAUUAACAAAUAUCAUCCAGAAACCAGCUGUUAUACUUCUGCUACUAUAGAUUGCUGCGAUCCAUUGACUUUCGUCAUCCCAGUCCACAACCAACCUGACACUUUCUUGGUUGGCCUGGGGCUCGCCAUUGCCGUAAUUAGAUGGGAUGGAUGUUCGAAUAGAGCCGAGUACAGGUACUUGAAAACGAUUGACAAGACUCCAGGCAACCGUCUAAACGAUGCAAAAGCUGACGCCUCUGGCCGUCUUUGGGUUGGAUCUAUGGGACCAGAGAUGAAAGACAACCCAGGUCAUUACUAUAAGUGUAGGGGUUCACUGUUCUCGGUGGAAUUCGACGGCACCGUCAAUAAAAAGUUGUCAAACAUUGGUAUCUCCAAUGGUAUGGCGUGGAGUCUGGACAACAAACUAUUCUACUACAUAGACACUUACAAAUACGCGGUCGAGGCUUAUGAUUUUGAUCUUAUCACGGGAAAUAUCUGUAACGGAAGAGUAAUUUUUGAUUUUAAGUGUAAAAAUAUAGCUGGUGAACCGGAUGGUAUGACUAUUGACACAAACGGAAACCUGUGGGUAGCUGUUUUCAACAGUGAUAAAGUUUUAAAAAUUAAUCCCAACACAGGCACACUGAUGACAACCAUCGAAUUUCCUGCCUAUCAGAUCACAUCUGUUGCUUUUGGGGGCCCAAAUUUGGAUCAGCUGUAUGUAACUACAGCAAGUUACAAUACAACUGAUGUGCAAAAAUCAAAACUGCCGUAUUCCGGAACUCUGUUUCGAGUAAUGGACACAUGCUCUACUGGUUAUAACGGCGUACCUGUCAAAAUUAAUUUGUGUUCGUUAAAUUAACUAUGCACAAUAAAAUAACAAAACAAAUAUCAAUA